AUGACUGGCACAGAAUCGCCUGUAGCAGCCCCUUUGCCUGCGCCAGAGCCCUAUAGCAUCUUCGACAAACGCCAAACUGCCUUGAUCGUAACAAUUGUCUCCAUCGCGGCAACAUUCUCGGGUUUCGCGUCAAACAUUUAUUUCCCCGCCCUCCCAACCAUCGCCCACGACCUCGAUGUCUCGAUUGAAUUGAUCAAUCUCACUGUGACUUCGUACCUUAUUUUCCAAGGGCUAGCUCCCAGUCUCUGGGGCCCAAUAUCAGAUGUCAAGGGACGCCGACUCGCAUACUCACUCACCUUCAUUGUCUUCCUGGGAGCAUGUAUCGGCCUGGCAGAAGCUAAGAACUACGCGACCAUGGUUGUGCUGAGGUGCAUUCAGAGCACUGGUAGUGCUAGUACAAUUGCUAUAGGCUCAGGCGUUAUCGGGGAUAUUACGACACGAGAUAAUCGUGGUGGUCUCAUGGGUAUAUUUCAGGCAGGGCUGCUGGUGCCCGUGGCAGUGGGACCUAUCAUCGGCGGUGCGCUGGCUGGAUCUCUUGGUUGGAGAUCCAUCUUUUGGCUGUUAACCAUCUACAGCGGUGUUUUCCUGAUUUUCUUGGUUCUGCUCUUGCCCGAGACGCUGAGGUCUAUCGUUGGUAAUGGGAGCCGGAUACCUACACACGCCCUAGCCAAAUACCCCUUGCGCGUUUAUCAGAAAACGACCAAAGUCCAAUGGAAUUGCGACGCGGUCUCUACAUCGCCUGCGGCGAAGAAGCACAUCGAUGUUACUGGACCCUUCCGAAUCCUUAUCAGCAAGCAAGCCGCUCCCAUCAUCGUGUUCCUCGCAGUCUAUUAUGCUGUUUGGCAGAUGAGCAUCACGGCUAUGUCUAGUCUUUUCGAAGAUAAAUAUGGUCUCACAGAAAUUCAGAUCGGCCUGACAUUUAUCGCCAACGGCGUAGGCUCCAUGGUAGGAACACUAAUUACCGGCAAGAUACUCAAUCUCGACUACCGCCGUUUCAAGGCUCGGCAUGAUGCACGCAUUGCGAGCAGUAACACAGCGGAUGACGUUGAACCUGUCAAUACGCGAACGGCCCAGGAAAAUGACUUCCCGCUGGAGACAGCACGUCUCCGUCUCGUCCCCCUGUUUUCCCUGCUUCAAUGCGCAUCCAUCUUGCUCUUUGGCUGGACCAUACAAUAUCCGCAUCGAGUUCACAUCGCUGUGCCAAUCGUGUCGACAUUCAUCACGGGUUGGUCUGCCGUUUCCAUGCAGUCUGUAGUCAUGACAUAUCUUGUCGAUGUGUUUCACGACCGUAGCGCCGCCGCCAGCGCCAGCUUAAACCUCGCCAGAUGCCUGUUCGCCGCCGGAGGCACGAGCUUCGUUAUGCCAAUGAUCAACUCUAUCGGUGUCGGAUUGGCGUUUACUGUCUGUGUUGCGGUGCAGGGUGUUGCAAUGACGAAUUUGGCUAUUCAAUGGAAGUUUGGCGCGAAAUGGAGACGGGCAGCGGAUGAUAAAAAGGCAACGGCUCAGGUGUCUCCGCAUAGCUAA
This is a messenger RNA of Fusarium oxysporum Fo47, 1524 nucleotides long. Its product is annotated as major facilitator superfamily domain-containing protein. The coding region runs from base 1 to 1524 and encodes 507 amino acids. Gene Ontology annotation, molecular function: transmembrane transporter activity. Gene Ontology annotation, biological process: transmembrane transport. The record is from RefSeq and is a predicted model, not a curated record. Lineage: Eukaryota; Fungi; Ascomycota; Sordariomycetes; Hypocreales; Nectriaceae. The transcript has 2 exons.